Molecule: messenger RNA, 774 nt
Organism: Rhizoctonia solani
Lineage: Eukaryota; Fungi; Basidiomycota; Agaricomycetes; Cantharellales; Ceratobasidiaceae
Product: 20S proteasome subunit
Exons: 6
Coding region: 1-774 (257 amino acids)
Biological process (GO): ubiquitin-dependent protein catabolic process
Cellular component (GO): proteasome core complex, alpha-subunit complex; proteasome core complex; nucleus
Source: RefSeq, a predicted model, not a curated record
AUGAGUCGCACAUCUUACGACCGAUAUCUCACUGUAUUCUCUCCUGAGGGUCGUCUCUACCAAGUCGAGUAUGCAUUCAAGGCCAUUUCUGGGUCUGGGCAGACCGCCAUUUCUAUCCGGGGCAAGGACACUUGUGUAGUGAUCACACAGAAGAAAGUCCCUGACAAACUUGUUGAUGCGUCGACUAUUACCCAUUUGUUCAGUCUCACCCCAACGAUUGGUUGUGUCAUGGUCGGACUCAUAGCCGAUGCCAGGGCACAGGUAGCCCGUGCUCGAGCAGAAGCCGCCGAGUUCCGUUAUAAAUAUGGUUAUGAGAUCACCCCAGACGCACUGGCUCGUCGAAUGGCCAAUAUUAACCAGGUUUAUACUCAGCGAGCUGCUAUGCGACCUCUGGGUAUCGCUAUGAUUCUAAUUGGUAUUGAUCCUGAGACUGGUCCACAAAUAUUCAAGCUGGAUCCCGCCGGUUACUUUGUUGGAUUCCACGCGACAGCCGCUGGCCAGAAACAACAAGAAUCCAUGAACUUCCUGGAGAAGCGGUGGAAAAAGCUUGACGGUGCAUCGGAUGACGCUAGUGUUGCGGGGAAGAAAUUGGAGCGAGACCAGGUCAUUGAGAUGGCAAUCGAAGCAAUCUCAACUGUGUUAUCGACGGACUUCAAGCCUGGCGAACUUGAGAUUGGGAUUGUGUCUACUGGAGGCGGCGAGGAUGGCCGUUGGAGAACAAUGCCCGAGGAGGAACUCGAGCGACACUUGCUCGCUUAUGCUGAGCGCGACUAG